Anisakis simplex (herring worm) is the source of this 1011-nucleotide messenger RNA. The record is from the annotation of a GenBank genome assembly. Lineage: Eukaryota; Metazoa; Nematoda; Chromadorea; Rhabditida; Anisakidae.
GUGAGGCGAAAACUUCGUGCAGUUCGCAGCGGUGUUCGCAGUGACUACGAAAACUUCGUGCAGUUCGCAGUGGUGUUCGCAGUGAGGCGAAAACUUCGUGCACUUCGCAGCGGUGAUGGUAAUGCGAUCACACCGAAGCCAUCGAAAGAGUUUCUACAGAUCAGACAAGCCAUUCAGGCGAGUCGUUUCAAUGUGCGCAGUGCAGACGAGGCGUGUAUUGUGGUGCCGGGAUUCGAUACGUUGAGCAUGCGACGUUUCCGAUCGGCGAAACACUUUCAGAUGGCGCUGGAAGCUGGCGAUAGGUACGAGAUUCCACGGUCGGAAUGCUCGUCGUCGUCGUCGUUUCGACGUGGAUUUGAUGUGGUGAUACCGUUUUGGCUGCCCCCAGAUCUGCUGGACGUGGAGAAGAUGUCGAGUCGUGGUGGUGCUGAGGUGGUGGCGGGUUUGGCGGGUAAAGGUGAUCUCCCCGGGCAAGUUUUCACGAUGCGGGAAUCGGGUGGAGUUUCGGGUGAAAGAUUGAACGGGCAGAACGAGAAGAGUCGUGCGACGGGUAGAAAUUCGGGCAAAUCGAAGGGAUAUAGAUUGGCAGUUGUGGUGAGUUAUGCGCCGGAAGAUGUAAGACGGGAACUGGAGAGUAAGUUGAGGCUAGAGGUUGAUGGAAAGGGUUCGGUGGCGAGGGAAAUCGAGAUUGUAUGGCUGGACAGGUGCGAAAAGGUGGAUUCUGCGAUUGAUUCUGGAAAAGUAGACGGUUCUGGAGUUGGAGUGGAAGAUGGGAAGAGAUCUAAGCGGAAAAUUUGUGAGAUACCCGCAGAUUUGGGAAGAAAUAAGGGUAAGGGCAAGGGUAAGUUGAGGGGAGUGGAUCCGAUGGAACGACGAGGAAGGGCAGAUGGUAAUCAUCACGAAGGAAGUGGACGUAUCUUGAAAUCUACUGAUGGAUCGGUUAAAAAUAACCAAUUCGAGAGUGCAGAAGCUUCAUGGUCGACACUGGAUUCAGCGUUACGGGUGAGUUGA